Drosophila takahashii is the source of this 513-nucleotide messenger RNA. RefSeq names its product mitochondrial ribosomal protein L54 (gene mRpL54). The record is from RefSeq and is a predicted model, not a curated record. Gene Ontology annotation, molecular function: structural constituent of ribosome. Gene Ontology annotation, cellular component: mitochondrial large ribosomal subunit. NCBI's taxonomy places the organism in Eukaryota, Metazoa, Arthropoda, Insecta, Diptera, Drosophilidae.
UUUGUAAAUAAAUUGCUGUAAAUUAACAAAUAUUCGUCAAUUAAAGUGACUAUUAGGCAGUAAAUAGAAUAUAUAGCAGACAUGAGCAACUUCACUGCGAUUUUCCAGAUGGUAAGACAGCGAUUGAUAGCCCCAGCGAUAGGGAACUCCACACGUUGCUAUGCCGUCAAACCGGCGGCACCAGCGGGCAAGAAGAAAAAGCUGGGCAAGCUGGGACCCAUCAUGGAGAAGAAAAUCAUUCCCGUGGAGACGGAUGCCAACAAGCUGGUGAGCUACGUGUGCGGUAGCAACUACCUGAAAGCAGGAGAGGAUGUUAAGAUCAAACCGGAUGCGGAGUACCCCGAGUGGCUGUGGUCCCUGAACACCGAGCGCAUCAUCCCGCUGGACGAACUGGAUCCCAACUCCAAGCAGUACUGGCGCCGCCUCAGGAAACUGGCCUUGCGGCGCAACAACCAGCUGUCCAAGCUGAAGAAGUUCUAGACCCUAGGUGUUAUCGUUGAUUUUGGAGACCCG